Westerdykella ornata is the source of this 539-nucleotide messenger RNA. RefSeq lists its product as uncharacterized. The transcript has 3 exons. NCBI's taxonomy places the organism in Eukaryota, Fungi, Ascomycota, Dothideomycetes, Pleosporales, Sporormiaceae. The record is from RefSeq and is a predicted model, not a curated record. Bases 101 to 391 code for a protein of 96 amino acids.
CUUUAUAGUCGACAUUCCGCUACUAUGAAUAUUCUAAUCAACUGAUUACAUUCUUCUCUGCUGAGACAAAAACCAAUACCUUUGUGCCAGCAUUUAUAACAUGGAGACCUCAAGUCGGUUAAUCGUUAUAGUUCCAGCUCUCUUUGGUGCCGAUAUAGGUGGGAUUGUCUAUCGGACCAUUCACCUUCCGUAUUUUCAGUCGCGGGGUCAUAACUCGAUGGAAUUGGUUGUAUUCCCAAAAUUGGCUUACAACUCAAAAGAGGCACCGGAACAAACGACAGAAAGCACCACAGCUCCAUCAUGGUUUCCACUGUCCACAACCUUGGUUGAAGCAUGGCAAACAAUGCUUCCUGGAACGGGCCACAGAUUAGAAGAUCGCGAAUAUGUAUAGUCUGCUCGCUCCAUUUGCACAACCAUACCUAUUGGUUCCCAAAAUAGGCCCACUCCUCUACAAAGGGAUCCUCAGCAGGCAGCGAAGAGGCAGGCGCCUCUGGAUCGAAGAAGCUCAACAUCGGAGGCGCGCGUCGCUCAGAUAGUUC